CGGCUGGCCGGGCUCGGGACACAGAACUAGUCGGGUGGCCGCUGCGGCGGGGCCAGGACCCGAAGGUGUUCCGCGCGAGGCAGUGGCGGAACCAUGGCGGGCGGGGAAGACCGCGGUGACGGAGAGGCGGUAUCGAUGGUGACAGUGAGGGUACAGUACCUGGAAGACAACGACCCCUUCGCAUGUGCUAACUUCCCGGAGCCGCGCCGGGCCCCCACCUGGAGCCUGGACGGGGCGCUGCCCGUGGGCGCGCAGAUACCCGCGCUGCACCGCCUGCUGGGGGCGCCACUCAAGCUGGAGGACUGUGCCCUGCAAGUGUCUCCCUCUGGAUACUACCUGGACUCUGAGCUGUCCCUGGAAGAGCAGCGGGAGAUGCUAGAAAGCUUCUACGAAGAGAUCGGCAAAGGGCGGAAGCCUACGCUGAUCCUGCGGACCCAGCUCUCUGUGAGGGUCAAUGCCAUCUUGGAAAAGUUGUAUGGCUCCAGUGGCCCUGAACUCCGCCGCUCCCUCUUCUCACUGAAGCAGAUCUUCCAGGAGGACAAGGACUUGGUACCUGAGUUCGUGCACUCAGAGGGGCUGAGUUGCCUGAUCCAUGUGGGUGCUGCUGCUGACCACAACUACCAGAGCUACAUCCUCCGAGCACUGGGCCAGCUGAUGCUUUUUGUGGACGGGAUGCUGGGAGUGGUAGCCCACAGUGAGACCGUGCAGUGGCUGUACACACUAUGUGCCAGCCUGUCCCGCUUGGUGGUGAAGAUGGCCCUGAAGCUUCUGCUGGUGUUUGUGGAAUACGCUGAAAACAACGCACCGCUCUUCAUCCGUGCAGUCAACUCUGUGGCCAGCACCACCGGCGCUCUUCCGUGGACCAACCUGGUGUCCAUCCUGGAGGAGAAGAAUGGCGCUGACCCUGAGCUGUUGGUGUACGCUAUCACCCUCAUCAACAAGACGCUGGCAGCGCUCCCGGACCAGGACUCAUUCUACGACGUGACAGAUGCACUGGAGCAGCAGGGUAUGGAGGCACUGGUCCAGCGCCACUUGUGCACCCCAGGCACUGACGUCGACCUGCGUACGCAGCUUGUGCUCUACGAGAGCGCCCUGAAGUUGGAGGAUGGAGACCUCGAGGAAGCUGCCGCGGGUGGACGGCGGGAGCGCCGAAAGCCGUCGUCUGAGGAGGGCAAGAGGAGUCGCCGAUCUCUGGAAGGCGGGGGUGGCCCCGCAGUGCGGGCCUCAGAGCCUGGCCCCACAGGCCCCGCCCCACCUGUAAGCCCUGCCUCCUGCCCCACGGGCACUGCCCAGCUGACAGCACCCACCUCCAGCCCCAUGGGCCCUGCCUCUGGCCUCCAUUCCUCUGUGAGCCUCUUCCCUAGCAUCUCCGUGGCGCCCUUGGCUGACAGCUCCUGCGAGCGAAGCAUCUACAAACUUCACCAAACUGCUCCUGUUUGGGCCCCUGAGAACCCACCUGUCCCCCAGUCCCCUACUGGGCAGGCCAGGCUGGAAGCCCGGUUCCUGGAGAAUGUGGCAGCUGCAGAAACAGAGAAGCAGGCUGCACUGGCCCAGGGCCGGGCAGAAACACUGGCUGGGGCCAUGCCAGACGAGGCCGAUGGACACUCAGACACCCGGGAACUAUGGCGCUCCCCAGAGGCAGUCCCUAUACCCAGAACCCCCCAGAGCCCUGCCCCCCGAAUCCUUCUUCGGGCCCAGCAGAGCCUUGAGCCAGAGCCCAAGGAGCCACUGGCCCCACCAAGCCCCGAGGCUGCACCCUUCCGGGAGCUUCCUGCCCGUGCACCCAAGCUCUGCAUUGGGGACCUGGACUUCUCAGAUCUGGGGGAGGAUGAAGACCAGGACAUGCUGAACAUGGAGUCCGUGGAGGCUGGAGAAGGGGUCCCAUCUCCGCCACCCCUACCACCGCUGCUCUUGGGAGCACCCCCACCUCCCCCACCCCCACUUCCCACACUAACCAAAGGCCCCUUCCCACCACCCCCACCCCCAGCUGCCCCUCUUCCCCCCUCAGUGCCUGAUGGCCCAGUUCUCCCCACCAAGAGGAAGACAGUAAAACUCUUCUGGCGGGAGCUGAAGCUGGCUGGGGGCCCUGGAGGCUCUGGGAGCCGCUUUGGGCCCUGCCCCACUCUGUGGGCCUCCCUGGAGCCUGUGUCAGUGGACACAGCUAGGCUGGAACACCUGUUCGAGUCCCGUGCCAAGGACGUGCUGCCCUCCAAGAAAGCAGGUGAGGGCCGCCGGACAGUGACCACAGUGCUGGACCCCAAGCGCAGCAAUGCCAUCAACAUCGGCCUGACGACACUGCCGCCUGUGCAUGUCAUCAAGGCUGCCCUGCUCAACUUUGACGAGUUUGCUGUCAGCAAGGAUGGCAUUGAGAAGCUACUGACCAUGAUGCCCACGGAGGACGAGCGGCAGAAGAUCGAGGAGGCCCAGCUGGCCAACCCUGACAUACCCCUGGGCCCAGCCGAGAACUUCCUGCUGACCCUUGCCUCCAUUGGGGCUCUGGCUGCCCGCCUACAACUCUGGGCCUUCAAGCUGGACUAUGACAGCAUGGAGCGGGAAAUUGCAGAGCCACUGUUUGACCUGAAAGUGGGCAUGGAACAGCUGGUGCAGAAUGCCACCUUCCGCUGCAUCCUGGCCACCCUGCUGGCUGUGGGCAACUUCCUCAAUGGCUCCCAGAGCAGCGGUUUUGAGCUGAGCUACCUGGAGAAGGUGUCAGAGGUGAAGGACACAGUGCGCCGGCAGUCACUGCUGCACCAUCUCUGCUCCCUGGUGCUCCAGACUCGGCCUGAUUCCUCCGACCUCUACUCAGAAAUCCCUGCCGUGACCCGCUGUGCCAAGGUGGACUUUGAGCAGCUGGCUGAGAACCUGGGGCAGCUGGAAUGCCGGAGCUGGGCGGCUAAGGAGAGUCUGCGGGCCCUGGCCAAGCAUGAGCUGGCCCCAGCACUGCGUGCCCGCCUCACCCACUUCCUGGCCCAGUGUGCCUGCCGUGUUGCCGUGCUGAGGGUAGUACACCGCCGGGUCUGCAAUAGGUUCCAUGCGUUCCUGCUCUACCUGGGCUACACAGCACAAGGGGCCCGUGAAGUGCGCAUCAUGCAGUUCUGCCACACGCUGCGGGAGUUUGCACUCGAGUAUCGGACUUGCCGGGAACGGGUGCUACAGCAGCAGCAGAAGCGGGCUACAUACCGUGAGCGCAACAAGACACGGGGACGCAUGAUCACUGAGACAGAGAAGUUCUCAGGUGUGGCUGGGGAGACCCCCAGCAACACAGCUGUCCCAGUGGCUGUGGGUAGCGGGCCAGGCCGGGGUGAUGCCGACAGUCAUGCCAGCAUGAAGAGUCUGUUAACCAGCAGCCCCAAGGACGCCACCCACGGUCGCCGCAGCAGAGGCACAGUCCAGAGCAGCUCUCCUGUGAUACCCACACCAGUGGGGCCCUCCACAGCACCCCCAGAAGAACCCCUAGGCUCCGGUUCACCCACUGACACUUCAGAUGAGAUCAUGGACCUGCUGGUGCAGUCAGUGACCAAGAGCAGUCCUCGUGCCUUAGCGGCUCGGGAACGCAAGCGUUCCCGUGGCAACCGCAAGUCUUUGAGACGGACGUUGAAGAGUGGGCUCGGAGAAGACCUGGUGCAGGCACUGGGACUGAGCAAGGGUCCUGGCCUGGAGGUUUGAAGGUGCUGCCUCCAGGAAACCUUUCUGGGCCCAGGCCUGCAGUGCAAGAGACUAUAGAGCGGGGAGAGGCCCAGAACAGAAUUCUGGGCCUCUUCCCAAACUCUAGUGCCACUCUGUGCCCAGGGGCCAGUGCCUUGAGCAGUAUUAGUCGUGUGUGCCUGUGUAUGAGUGAGCUCCCUGAACUUAUGGCACAAAAUAAAGUUUUUCUUAGCCAAUCUAAGAGCCUUUUUCUUCUUUGAAGGUUCCCAUUAGGCUGGGUCUAUAACAGGAGGGAAAUAACAAAAGCCUGGCUCCUCCUGCCCUGCCCCUCAUUAUCACCCACACAGCCAUUAGCCACCUCUAA
Messenger RNA from Trichechus manatus latirostris (Florida manatee), 4009 nucleotides. RefSeq names its product formin homology 2 domain containing 1 (gene FHOD1). The record is from RefSeq and is a predicted model, not a curated record. The transcript is spliced from 24 exons. The coding region runs from base 94 to 3666 and encodes 1190 amino acids. Gene Ontology annotation, biological process: cortical actin cytoskeleton organization. Gene Ontology annotation, cellular component: cytoskeleton; cytoplasm. Gene Ontology annotation, molecular function: actin filament binding. NCBI's taxonomy places the organism in Eukaryota, Metazoa, Chordata, Mammalia, Sirenia, Trichechidae.